UUUGUCUACUUUCAGGAGUCCAGGAUGCUGCUUCCAAAGAAAGAGUCCAAUAAUGGAGUCUCCUUCAGGACCUGCACUGUUUUGCUUUUUAUCUUUCCUCUAAUACAAUCUGUUGGAGCUCAGUCAGAGUUGAUUUGUUCAGAUCAACCAAUCGUAGCACUGGCUGGUGAUGAUGUCAUUUUGCCAUGUCACCUUGAACCUGCAGUCAGCGCCAGUUCUGAGAAAGUGGUGUGGGCCAAACCUGGUUUGGAGCCAGAGUACGUCCAUGUUUACCAAGAUGAAAGAAUGAUGGAUGAACAUCAAAACCCAUCUUAUCGUUUCCGAACAGCUCUGUUUGUGGAUGAACUGAUUAAAGGAAACGUCUUCCUGAAAAUCUUCAGUGUGAAAAUCUCUGAUGCAGGAAAAUACUUUUGUUUCCUUCAAUCAAUGCAGAAGGAAGCUUCCAUCCAGCUCACUGUUGGUGCUGUCUCCUCGCCCAUCAUACAGGUUGUCUCAGAUAACAGCAGCAGUGUGGUGUUUCAGUGUGAGUCUGCAGGCUGGUAUCCAGAGCCUGAGGUGUUUUGGCUGGACGGUGAGGGAAACCUCCUCUCUGCUGGACCUACAGAGACAGUCAGAGAUCCUGAUGACCUCUAUACUGUCAGCAGCAGAGUGACUGUGGAGAAGAGACACAGCAACAGCUUCACCUGUAGAGUCCAACAGAAGGACAUCAACCAGACCAGAGACACUCACAUCCAGGUUACAGCUGGUUUCUUCAAUGAUCAGAAUUGUUGGUAUUGUAUUUGGAGCAUCAUCAUAAGUCUUGGAAUUGCCGUCUUAGUGUUUAUUAUCGCAUGGAUAAAUAGACCGUAACGUAAGUCACAUGUUAAUUUUCAUUUUUGUGUUACUGUCAGAGCUCAUGGUUGGCUAUAUAAUGAUAUGUAGGGGUGAAUUUGAAUAGAUUAUAUAACAUAUCCAUGAUUUAACAUUAAAAUAUACUUUGAUAUAAUGGAGGCAAAAUGAAAAACAGAACAGGAAAUAUAAAAUGUGGUGCAGAGGUAGCACUCGUCCAACACCGCAGAGUGCUGGAUACCUUGUAUCCUGCUUUAGGUUUGUUCAGUACAAUUUGUCAGUGUUCCCACCUGUAUGUCUUUGUCAGUGCACCAGUGACUCUUACUGGCUAGUCUGGGAGCCUGUUACAGAGAAUCCUGCUUAGUCUGCUUGUGUGUGUGCUGUGCC
Micropterus dolomieu (smallmouth bass) is the source of this 1215-nucleotide messenger RNA. Its product is annotated as butyrophilin subfamily 3 member A2-like. The transcript is spliced from 4 exons. NCBI's taxonomy places the organism in Eukaryota, Metazoa, Chordata, Actinopteri, Centrarchiformes, Centrarchidae. The record is from RefSeq and is a predicted model, not a curated record. The coding region runs from base 25 to 849 and encodes 274 amino acids.